Mytilinidion resinicola is the source of this 991-nucleotide messenger RNA. RefSeq lists its product as uncharacterized. The coding region runs from base 70 to 570 and encodes 166 amino acids. The record is from RefSeq and is a predicted model, not a curated record. The transcript is spliced from 7 exons. Lineage: Eukaryota; Fungi; Ascomycota; Dothideomycetes; Mytilinidiales; Mytilinidiaceae.
CUACCACAACUACCACCACUACAGCCCACAUCAUUCCACCCACAGUCAUCACCACAAGCAGCCUUCAUCAUGUCUGUCCAAGAUCGCACCCAGCAGCACCUGUCGCAGCUGGACAAGCAGCUGUCCCAGUAUGAGAUCCUGAACAACUUCGAGAAGCAGACGUCCGUUCCGAAGGUCUACGUGAUCCUCGGUCUCGGCGCCCUGUACUUCUUCUUGAUCUUCUUCAACAUCGCUGGUGAAUUCCUGGUCAACAUUGCCGGCUUCGUCAUCCCCGGAUACUACUCUCUGAAUGCGCUGUUCAGUGCCUCCAAGGUUGAUGAUACUCAGUGGUUGACGUACUGGGUGACAUACGCAUUCUUGACUGUGUUUGAAAGUGCUGUCAACGCCGUCUACUGGUUCCCCUUCUACUACACCUUCAAGUUCGUCCUUGUGCUCUGGAUGGCUCUUCCCCAGACUAGCGGUGCUCAAAUCAUCUUCCGCUCCUUCCUUCAGCCAAUCUUCUCCCGCUACUUCACCCAGACUGGCUCUACCUCAGCCAACCUGCGUGCUCAGGCUGACAAGACCUUGUAAACACGCCGCAGCGACAAGACAAUCCUGAUGGUUUACGGCAUACUGACACGGCUCUGAUGCGACGUCCUCCUUGGCUACGAUAUGGGGACUGCGCUUGAUACACGGAUUACGGAUGGAACGGUAAGGUUAGCGGCGGGAUAUUGUUUCGGCUGCCCGACGGAGAGAAAUGACUUUGGUUUUUGGUCAAUUGAAUUGCGAGUGUGCGUUUCAUAGAUCGUCUGGGGUAAUGACAUGAUUUGUCCUGUUUCCACGAGAUGCCCCAAUUGAGUCUGGUGCUCUGACCGCGGAUGCUAGUCCCUGUCAUACUUGGACCUCGAGCACGCCAUUCCCACGGUAGACUCGUGAUAGCAUAAGCUUGAGCGGUGAAUGCAGGAACCAUCGGUACCGAGAUCUCUGUUAAAAGGCUCCAUCUCGCACAAAC